ACAUGAAACACAACAUGGCACCUGCUGGCCGGGGUGUUGUUGUGGUAGCGCUCUCACUUCUCUACUUAUCCCCUGCUAUUAUUUCCACGGAAUACUUCUCUACCCUUACUUUCUUCAAUAGCGAACUGCACAAACAUGGUUGCAGCUCACCGUCAGAGUGGGAAGAAUAUGCAACGGACUGUGAGUCCUCUAUUCUACAGUUGGAGGAUCCAGAUUGUGAGGAAGGAAGCGAUCCACCAUGCGAGUCUGUCUUCUCUCUCAACGCAGAGAAAAUUCUGAGCCAAGCCAAGAUAUUCAUUGAGCAAAAACGAUUCCCGUUUGCAGUGGACAGCCAUAACACAAAUGAGGAGCUUGCUAUAGGAUAUGUUCUUAUUGGUAACGGCCUGUACGAUGAGGCCGUCAAACACUUCUCCUUGUUACUGCAGGGCGAUCCAGAGUUGGUCAGUGCCAUCUACGGGAGAGGGAUAGCUUAUGGGAAAAAGAGUCUGCAGGACAUGAAGAAUGCAGACUUGGCGCUGUUCGAGUUGAGUCGAGUCAUCGCUUUGGAGCCCAACCGCCCCGAGGUGUAUGAACAGCGGGCAGAAAUCCUUUCUCCACUGGGUAGGAUCAGUGAGGCUUUGAGUGAUCUCUCCAAAGCUAUCCAGCUCCAACCCUCUGCCCGCCUCUACAGACACAGAGGAACUCUGCUCUUCAUCUCAGAGGAUUAUGUGGCGGCUAUGGAGGAUUUUCAGCAGUCAUUGGAUCUGAAGAAAAACCAACCCAUUGCCAUGCUAUACAAAGGUCUAACAUUUUUCCACAGAGGAAUGCUAAAGGAAGCCAUUGAAACAUUCAAGGAGGCCCUGAAAUUGAAAUCUGACUUCAUAGAUGCCUACAAAAGUCUCGGACAGGCUUAUCGAGAGCUGGGGGACUUUGAGGCAGCCAUGGAGAGCUUUCAGAAAGCCCUGAUGCUCAACCAGAACCAUAUCCAGUCUCUGCAACUGAGGGGCAUGAUGCUGUAUCACCAUGGUAGCAUCCAGGAUGCCAUUGGCAACUUCAAGAGGUGUCUUCAGCUGGAGCCGUACAACGAGGUGUGUCAGUACAUGAAGGGCCUGAGCCACGUGGCUAUGGGGCAAUUCUAUGAAGGCAUCAAGGCUCAGACCAAAGUCAUGUUGAAUGACCCGCUGCUGGGCCAGAAGGCAAGCUCAGAAUAUCUCAAAGUGAAAUACCUCAGAGAGUACUCUCGCUACUUGCACUCUCAUCUUGACGUACCCGUGGCAGAGUACAAUGUAGAUCAAGAUCUUCCAGGAAACUUUAAAAACCACUGGGCCAAAAACCUCCCUUUCCUUAUAGAGGACUAUGAAGAGCAGCCCGGACUGCAGCCUCAUAUUAAGGACGUCCUACCUCAGAACUUUGAGAGCUACCACACUGAAGUUCAGAAGCUUAUUUGCACUGCUGAUCACCUUGGUGCCCUUAUGCAAUACAACACACCAGGAUUUCUUCCCAAUCGCAGAAUACACAGAGCCAUGGGUUUAGCAACCCUAGAGGUCAUGCAGGCUACGCAGCGCACCUGGAGCAACUCAAAGGUGCGAGUCAACGGCAGAACCAGGCAGAUGCAGUGGAGAGACAUGUUCGACAUAGCCGUCAAAUGGAGGAGGAUCGCAGAUCCAGACCAGCCUGUUCUGUGGCUGGAUCAGAUGCCUGCCAGAAGUCUCAGCAGAGGGUUCAAUAACCACAUCAACCUCAUUAGAGGACAGAUCAUCAAUAUCAGAUACUUGGCCUAUUUUGACGACAUACUCAAUUUCAUCAAAGACAGAAUAUUGGUUUACCACGGGGCAUACAAUCCAAGAGGCCUACUGGAAGUCAGACAAGCACUGGAAAAUGUGAACAACGUGGAGGACCUUCUCCCAAUAAUGAAGCAGUUUAACAGAAAAACCAGGGAUGGAUUCACAGUCAACUCCAAGGUGCCUAGUCUAAAAGACCCAGGAAAAGAAUAUGAUGGUUUUACCAUCACCAUUACAGGAGACCGUGUGGGAGAUAUGCUGUUCUCAGUGGAGACCCAGACCACAGAGGAGCGUACUCAGCACUACCAGUCUGAGAUUGAGUCUAUCUACAAAGACCUGACUGCCAAGGGCAAGGCUCUAAUGCUCUCCACUGAACUUGGGGAUGCUGAUGCAGUGUGUAAUUUAAUCCUCUCCCUGGUUUAUUACUUCUGUAACCUGAUGCCCCUUUCCAGAGGAUCCAGUGUUGUGGCGUACUCUGUUGUGAUGGGGGCGUUGAUGGCCAGUGGUAAAGAGGUGAUGGGCAGAAUCCCCAAAGGGAAGUUGGUCGAUUUUGAAGCCAUGACGACACCCAGUCCUGACAGCUUUAGUAAAAUGGCCAAAAAUUGGAUGAAUUUAAAGAGCCUGCCAUUAUGGUACCAGAGUCUUCCGUCAGUAGCAGAAACAUUCCCCACCAGUAGAACCAUGAUAGAAGUCCUCAACACGGACUCCACGUCGCACUGUCCAAAGAAGUCCUGACAGCACUCUGUCCACUCUCUCUGCUUGUAGUUUUUCUGGCCAAGCUCAACCUCCAAAGCACAAACUUCUAAAAAUAAUUUAGGGCAACAACAUGUUGUUCAGGUAUGGCCCUGUGUGUGCAAUACCAGCAAAACCCUAUUAGGGUCUACUCUGUGAAGCCGAUGAAAUUAAAUGUUUUGAUCCACUUGGUACUAUCUUUCAGACAUGAUUGGAAACUAGCUAUGUUAUUUUUCGUCAAAUCUUCAGAGCUAGUCGGACUAUAAGCAGAGAAAUUGGAGGAGAUUCUAUGAUUUAAACUUUUCUUCAGGGCUACUAAAUUCCACUUGGGAUACUUGAACAUUUAGAGAAGUCAAGCAAUUUUUUUAGUCUUGUCAAUGUUUGAGAGUGUCACUUUGUGGCAUUGCCAUUUUCAGUAAUACAUUUUAACUUGACCAAUAAAGAGCAAAAGGAAGGGUUGGUUUGGGGAAGCGCUGGCAUGAUACGUUCCAUGAUAUCAUUCCUCUGUUUUUAUUUUGAGACAUUUCUGAUUUUCAUUGUUUCUUAAAUUUUUUCUGUACAAUGUUUUAAAAUAAUUUGACUGUGGUUUUAUUAACUUAUAACAAUUGAACAAAUUUCAAAGGGAUGCAUUGAGGGGAGUUUGAAGAAUUUCUUUAUAAUAGGAAACGGUUUUCUGUUCAGUUUUCUGAUUCCCAAUACCCUUUACUGUUAAUGAUCAGAUAAAAUAUGCAUUGCCUGCCUGAAUUGUUAUAAAAUGAGCUCCAGAGGAUCAAAUGAAACAACCAACAAGUUAUUUAAUUUCUCCAGCCAUUCACAAUGUUUGCUGAAUGGCUGUUUUUUUUUUUUACUGGGUGAAUUAGUAUUGUUUAUUAAAGCGAAUAGGGGGAUUUUAAUGCCAAUAUAAAGUUGGACAGAUGUCUGUUGGGAAUUUGGAAGUUGAUUGGUAAUUAAAAUUGUUUGGCUAA
This is a messenger RNA of Esox lucius (northern pike), 3457 nucleotides long. It is a transcript of the gene ttc13, whose product is annotated as tetratricopeptide repeat domain 13. The transcript is spliced from 23 exons. Gene Ontology annotation, molecular function: protein binding. The record is from RefSeq and is a predicted model, not a curated record. NCBI's taxonomy places the organism in Eukaryota, Metazoa, Chordata, Actinopteri, Esociformes, Esocidae. The coding region runs from base 3 to 2495 and encodes 830 amino acids.